AUGUCCGGAUGCAAAGGUGGCAAGGAGGAGCCCCUAAGGAAGCCUAAGAAGCAGACCAAGGAGAUGGAUGAUUAGGCAUUCAAGCAGAAAGAGAGAAGAGCAGAAGCGGAGGAGAAAGAGGAGAAGAAACUGGGGGAGCUGAAAGCAAAGGUCAUGCAGAAGGGCCCCCUGGCCACAGGUAGAAUUAAGAAAUCUAGCAAAAAAGUUUACACUUGUUCAGCUUGGCUAAACUUUAGACAGGUGACAGCCAGUCUCUAA
Molecule: messenger RNA, 258 nt
Organism: Neomonachus schauinslandi (Hawaiian monk seal)
Lineage: Eukaryota; Metazoa; Chordata; Mammalia; Carnivora; Phocidae
Product: translation machinery-associated protein 7-like
Source: RefSeq, a predicted model, not a curated record